Myripristis murdjan (pinecone soldierfish) is the source of this 5211-nucleotide messenger RNA. It is a transcript of the gene nalf1a, whose product is annotated as NALCN channel auxiliary factor 1a. Lineage: Eukaryota; Metazoa; Chordata; Actinopteri; Holocentriformes; Holocentridae. The transcript is spliced from 3 exons. Gene Ontology annotation, molecular function: stretch-activated, monoatomic cation-selective, calcium channel activity. Gene Ontology annotation, cellular component: plasma membrane. The record is from RefSeq and is a predicted model, not a curated record. Gene Ontology annotation, biological process: calcium ion import across plasma membrane. Bases 551 to 1699 code for a protein of 382 amino acids.
CUCUCGCGCGACGCAGCUGCCUGCAAACACCCGUCUCGAGGCGAACAUGGCGGCAACUUGACAACGGCAGAGAGAUGAAGACGGUGUGGGCUUGAAAAAGACGAGCUCUGUUCCAGGCUGCAGGCCAUCCGCCGACACAAAGGCACACGACUUCGCCAUGUUGGAAGAGGAUAGAGCCCUUGUCCCUACACGACCGACGCCGAGGAAAAUGUAAACGCGUCUGAGAGGCUUUCUGAAACCAGUCGAGGCUACGCAGAGGAGCGGAGCGGUGCGGAGCUCAGGGCGGGCAGGAGGAGGUGCUGAGGGGGGAGACAUGCUGCUGAAGAACAGCGGCGUCGCCGGUCAGCCAUGGAGGAUGCGGCCCGCGGCUGUGUGCGUCUAAAUUUCCCCACCAGCACGUCAAUUUAAUGGGAAUUACCGAUAAGCGCGGAGGUAAGCCGGGACAACCUACGAGCCGACGUUUAAGAGGAGAAAAACGCGAAGCGGACCCCACGUCAAUGACUGUUGUGGCAGAGGAGCCCCCACGGUGGAGUCGGCCGGUUCCCAAAAUAUGACCAGGGGUGCUCGGACGUGUUGGCAGCAAGAUGACGGCUUCCCAAUCUGGCUAGAACCCCGCGACAACCAAAAGCCAUUCACCGACUCAGAGAGGGCGCAGAGAUGGCGACUGUCCUUGGCAUCCCUCUUGUUUUUAACCAUCCUCCUCUCUGAUCACCUGUGGUUCUGCGCCGAGGCCAAACUGACCAGGACCCGGGACAAGUUCUCCUCCUCCAACCUGCUCUCCCCCCAAACCCACUUAGCACACAGCAGCCUCAGAGGAAACCAAUAUGCUAUUUUUAUAGGAAAUUCUACCAAACAUUUAUGGCGGCUUGAAACUUGCCACCGCGAUAGUUUAUCUAAAAACUGCUUUACAUUUGGAGAUGCCGACCAUUUGUGCAGGGGCCUUUCCGACAAAGAGGGGACGCGGUCUGUAAAUAUGAGCGAUUUGUACCUUUCCUUUUGUAACUCCUACUCACUACUGGAUUUGUUUUACGGAUCGACAAGUCCGGACAAUUUGAACUGCAGCCUUGACGUGCUCAGCGAUGGCGACAUGACGAGAUGCAGCCUGUGCAUCCAGGCGUACCAGCGCUACGACCAGCACGCCCAGGAGAAAUAUGAGGACUUUGAGCUCAUGACUCAGAAAUACGAGGUGGAUGAAUAUUCAGUGAGGACGUGCAUGGAGCAGUGCAAGAUGGCCUAUAAGCCCUGGCUGUGUGCUCAGUAUUUCCCCACCACCCAGCAGUCCUGUCAGAAGAAGGUACCAUGCCACCAGUACUGCCUGGAGGUCCAGCAGAGCUGUCCGUUCAUCCUUCCCGAUAACGACGACCUGAUCCACGGCGGCAGCCCCAGCUUCAUCUGCACAGGCCUUUUGGGAGAGCAUCCAUCAGACAACGAGGCGGAAUGUUGCGAUGUCCGAUGGGACUCCAGAAUGGACAACCCUUCAGGCGGGACCCUAAAAAGGACAGCUUCCCCCUGCCCCCUCCAGGGGGCCUCGGUCACCUCCGCCGCCACCCCUAGACUGUGCAGCGGGCGUCUGAAGAUCUGCCUGCUGGCCCUCGUCCUCCUACACACUGUUAUCAUCAUCUCGGCCUCACAUAAUGCCACAUGGGUAGGCGUGGCUGCCAUUUUCUCGCCGGAGGAGGGUGCGUCUAACGAGGAGUGAACCUUGGGGUUGAAUCGAAGACGGAGCUUAUCAUGAAUGAUGUCUUUCGAGAGGAAUAGUUUCCUUAUGGCUUUUGCAGUGUCAUGGCUGCCAGGGACACAUCUGGCAUGACAUGCUGGAAAUGCCUCUACAAUCUACCGCCAAUGAACCAUCAACCACAGAAAGUGGUAGGGUUUUAACAGGAGCUGAGGGUCCUGGGAUUGGACAUCGACCGGUUGGAGAAGUUUGAGAACCACCCCAUUAAGAACUGACCUCUUGCCACUUGAAAACUGCUCAUUGUUUCUAUUCCACCCAAAUGUUUUCUAGCAUAUUGUCCCUCCUUCUCUUCAGCUUACCUUUCCUUCCUUCCUUCUGCCCUUCCCUCCCAAGUCCGUGAUGUUCUGGAGGGUGUAUGGAUGGCAUGUCACAGGGAAAGAUUUCACAAGGAAAAAGACAUCGUUGCCAUGUGUGCGCUCUCACUCAUCAUUACCUUUAAGGUUUUUGCUGCAUUUUUUCAGGUGCCAGAAUGUUUUGACAUAUCAACUAUAUUCCAGUUCCUGCUCCCUGACACCUUAGAGUACAGAGGCAUCUUACUACCUUGUAUGUGAUAAUAGUUCUUGCUUGAGGGCCUAUGAGAACUAGCCAGAAGUUACCCAUGAAUCAUGUGGUCUCGCAAAAACAAAAAUAUAUGUGAUUCUUCUAUAUUCUGAUGUUCAGCUUGUAUUUUGUCAUUCUAGACCUUCUCUCAGCCCCCUGUAAAGGUACAUGCUUACACAUUUUAGGACCUUAAGUGCUCUAAGACUGGCUUGCUUCUUUUAACUCAUGCCAUGGAGCAAGUUAGGAGUUUUGAAGUGCAGGUGGAUGUGGAGAUAGCGACGGUGUUUGCAGGAGCUGGUUUUGCCUCUGUACCAAGCUCACGGGGUCAAACCGUCUUGAACAUAGAGGCCAUACGCCAAGAAGUCAAACUUGGCCUGUGCCACCACCACUUAGCAGUAUGAGAACAGGUGCGCCCACUGUUUGUGUGUGUGUGUUUGUGAUUGUGUGCAUGCGCGCGUGCAUGUGUGUGGUGUUCUCUUGUUCUGAAGGGUUCGGUGAAGUUCAGUUUACCUCAUAUGGUAGCGUUGAUGUUUCAGAGAGGCAGCUGGUGUGGUCUCCGUGUUGCCCAGUGGCUUGUCUUGAUGCCAUGGUGAGACUUCAGAGCUGGGGUAGGUGGGACUGCAGGACAGCCAAGGGAAACCUGUGUUUUGGUGCCCUGGCUACCUAUUGCACGUAGAACAGUUGCACGAAGCCAAAAUGCCGGUUCUUCUGAGUGCCUCUAAGUCCGGUGAGGCAGAUACUGGCAGUCAGUGGAGCAAUAUAGAAAAAACAGUGCCGUUGUCUUUUGAACAGCUGUGUUAUUGUCCUACUUCCUGGCAAUUUCACAACUUGGCAUCAGUAUAGAGGUUUGUAGUAGCCUUGGUGCAAGUGGCCGGCUAACCAAUCAGUCACCCCACUGAUUCCUACACACAGAAAAAUAAUGGUUUUGAAAUGGUUCUUUAAAAAAAACUCUAUGGUUCCAUGAAGAACCAUCAACUACGAAAGAGCAACUUCAUUCAGUGGAUGCUUGUUUUGUUGAAUCAUUUGGCUCCAAUAUGAACUAUUUUGAAAAAUGCUUUUUAAGAGUACUUUUUUUUUUUGAAAACCAUUUCUGAUUCCUCAAACAAUGUUUUAUGGGUCUUCAUUGAAGAACCAUCCAAAGAAAUGGUUCUUUAAAGAACCAUGGUCUGAAAGGUUUUUUGUGGAAUCAGAAAUGCUUCUCCUAUAUUACCACUAUGAAGAACUAUUUUUUUUUAAUUCCAGCUGACACCUUUAUUUCCUUUAAGAAAUGAGAAUUAACUGCUUUUUACAUCUACCUUUUCUUUUCUGUCCUUUGGCAGAACGAUUGCUGAUCCCUCAAAGAAUCAUUUUCAUGACUCUUUGAGACACCUUUGAAUCAUUUAAGACAUGGUUCUUUAAUGAGCAUUGGUCUGAAGGGUGCUUUGUGGAACCAGGAAAUCACUCCAAAGAACCAUUUUCAGUUUCAGCUGGCACCUUUGUUUUCCUGUGUGUAAAUCACCCUUAGAGUAGUCAAUCAACCUCUAUCUUUCACAGACUAGCAAAGGGCUGUGUUAGUAUCAGCAUUAGUGAGAGGAGUUUUCAAGGGCUGAUUCAUCCGAUUUUCUUCUGGUUUUUUUUUUUUUUUCUGACUUCUGCCACUAGUGUGCAUUGACAUCUGGACACAGUGAUCGAGAAGAGUUUUCAUCCCCCCUUUUUUCAGCGAGGAAUGCACUGAUACUGGUAUCAGAUAUUGAGCAGAUGCAAGAGUAUAAUCAGUUUGACAAUUUCAUCUACAGUUAAAUCUGAUACCAACAGCAAUGUGCAGUUACCAAAAAGCAACUUGAUUUUCUGCCUUCUUCAUGCAUAGGAUAGUAGAUCUUUGUAAUGAAUCUCCAUCAUUUCCAUCCUUAGACCACCCUCCCUCCUAACGAGGACACAGUGAUCCAUGUCUGUCACAAUAAGUUGGAUUGGAUCUGUGCAGUUUAGACCAAUCCUUAAACUUCAGUAGUUGUUUUCACUGCCACUGUGAAAACAUGGUAUCGGUGCAUCCCUACCCUCAGCGUUUUUUAACAGCUUUACCUUACCUCAUGUCACCAUGACCAUCGAUUGCUCUUCUUAUUUACACCUGAGUGGGAUAAGAUAAGGAAGUCAAGUCUACACUCGCCUCUGGAUUUUCAAGAUACAGCUUGUAGACUUGUAGCCCUCUCCCAUUUACUCUCUGCUCCCUUUUGCUUGAUAUACUUGUGAUGUGUUGAUUUUUACCUUUUUUUUAUUUUACAUUUUGUUUUGUUAUCUGAAAGAACUGUGUUAAGGAGAACAGAACUACAUUCCCUUGAAGACAGCAGCGGAUGUAUUGCCAUUGUAAUAGGAAUGCUCAUACUUGUAUACCGUCCUUUUGAUAUCCAGCUGUUCAUGAUCUGAGUCCUGUGGAUCUAUGCAGAUGAACCCCAAACCCCAAGCCCCUAACCCCGACUCCCUGUGGACCCCCCGCCCCCACACAUCACCACAGAGCCCUUGUCCUUUCUGUUGUAAAUAUGUCCUGAGGAUGUGGGAUCUCAAAAUGGCCACCAACCGCCCCUUACACACACUGUUGAAAUCUCACUGUGUUUUCUGUUUGCCUCCUUGGUUUUUGUCUGUUUUUUGAAAAAUUUUGCCGCAUUUUUCUGUUGUCUAAAGCAGUGGUGUGAGUUGAUGAGUAGGACUUGGAUGUUAAAAGAUGAGACAAAGAGGUCUUAAGAAAAUAUAUAUAUUAAAAAAUGAAGCUUGAAUUGAGAAAAGGGUUCAAAUAUAGAGAAAAAAAUUAUGAUAAAGUUGUCAUAUUGUCAUACUAGAGAUGCUUUAGUUUGCUAUUUUACUUUCUUUUUUUCUACAAAAGACUUGGAUGAAAUUAUUUAUAAAAUGCGUCCCACAAGUCAUGAUCUUUUUUGGACGUAAAACAAAUACACAUUUAUUAACAU